Phyllopteryx taeniolatus (common seadragon) is the source of this 2365-nucleotide messenger RNA. Its product is annotated as histone-lysine N-methyltransferase PRDM9-like. Lineage: Eukaryota; Metazoa; Chordata; Actinopteri; Syngnathiformes; Syngnathidae. The coding region runs from base 133 to 1302 and encodes 389 amino acids. The transcript has 3 exons. The record is from RefSeq and is a predicted model, not a curated record.
UAACUUUUGUUGGCAACCAGGAUAAAGCCAUCGAAGAAGAAGAAGAACGCUUGACCACCACCAACGAAGAAGAAGGUGGACGUAGCGUCUUGUGUAAAAAAAAAAAAAUAAUUUUUUUUAAAAAACGUCAAAAUGUUGAAAGAUUUGGUAAGGGAGCGACUAAUUGCAGCCGCUGAUGAAAUCUUCGGACUGUUUGAAAGAACGAUAUCAUCGUACGAGGAGCAACUUUGUCGGGCGAAAGAAGAGACCGAGCGGCACCGACGUCAACUGGAAGCUGUUUACAAGACACAAACGGUGUUGAACAUACAAGAUGUCCAGCUGCUGACUGGUCAUCAAGUACAACAGCUUCAUGCGGGCAUCACCAGUUUGGACCAUCCACAGACCCCCCACAUUAAAGUUGAAGUGGAGGAGGAGGAUGUCACGGCUGUCCCCAAUACGAGCAGAGAACAACUGCCUGAGUCUCCCCACAUGACGACAGAGACCAGUGGAGACCACUGCGGGGCACCGCAAGAAGAACACAUCUUCGCUCCACUGUCAGACAGUGACGACAUUGAAGAACUUUUGAGGAGCGGUACAGACUCUGAAGAUGAACUUGUGGGGAGCUCGAGUUUUGAGCACCCCCAGCGCCCCCACGUUAAGGAGGAACAGGAGGCUGGCGUCAGCGAAUUGCUGUUGACCGGCGCCCUCGUGAAGAACGAAGAUGAUGACACAUCGCCCGAUUGGUCACCGCUUGAUCAACACAGUCCGGGGUCACGCAUGCGGUCGCACAUGAGCACCCACACCGGAGAGAAAUCCUUUAACUGCUCAGUUUGUGGUCAUAGAUUCUCCCGAAAAAUUCACCUGGCAUCGCACAUGAGGACACACAGCGGAAUUAAACCCUUUAGCUGCUUGGUUUGUGGUGAAGGAUUUAAUUCAAAUGUUGCUUUGAUUGCACACACGGUAAUGCACAAUGUUGAUAAAUAUUUCAUGUGCUACACUUGUGGUAAAAGCUUCUCCUGCAAGAGAAAUUUAAACGAACACAUGCACACACACACAGAAAACUCCUUUAAAUGUUCAGUUUGCGAUAAGAGAUUCACUCAGAAGGUAAACCUGGAGUGGCACAUGAAAACUCACGUGGGAGAAAAAAUUUUCACUUGCUCGUUUUGCGGCAAAACCUUCUCUCAAGAGUCCACCCUGGUGACACACACGCAAAUUCACACGGGAGAAAAACCCUUUGCUUGUUCGGUUUGUGGGAGGAGGUUCUGUCUUCAGGCAAACAUGGUGUCACACAUGAAAACACACAUCGGGGGAAAAGCCUUUUAAUUGUUCUAUUUGAGGUAAAAACAACUGUUGUGGACAAAAUGAAUGCAGACAGGAUUUGAUCAACAUUAUCCUUCCUAGUUAGGCUAAAACAUAAAUUUUGUUUAAAAAAUGUGAUUCACAAUCAACAAAUACUGGCGACCAGUCCCAAGUGUAGUGCCCCUUUAGCCCGAAGUCAGCUGGGAUGGGCUUCUACUCUCUGUGACUCAGGAAAGGAUAUGUGGUGUAGAAAAAUGGAUGUCUGGAUUAAUUUAAGUGCUUCCUCUUGGAAAAAAAAUUCUUCUUGGCAAAUAAACUUGGAUUGAUUAAAUUGAUAAAAUCGCACAGCCCUAUUAUGAACAUUUAAUAACAGUUCUGCUGAGGUUGUAUUUGUUUUUAGACUCAUACUUGCAACUUGUUCUUAACACUUUUCCCCAUAGGAAAUAAUGUAAAGUACUUGUAACAUGUAAAUGUUAUUAGUGUAUAGCAGUCAGAUGUCAUGGUGAGAAAAGGAGUACAAGCAGACACAUAUUAAAAGCUAUACUGAUUGUUUAACCAGAACUGUGGUAUGUUAUUGUUUUCCAACCAUCCAUUUUCCAAGCCGCUUAUCCGUCACAAGGGUCGCGGGAGUGCUGGAGCCCAUCCCAGCUAUCUUCGGGUCGGAGGCGGGGUACACCCUGAACUGGUUGCCAGCCAAUCGCAGGGCACACAUAAACUAGCAACCAUUCGCACACACAUUCACACCUACGGGCAAUUUAGAGUCCUCGAUUAACCUACCAUGCAUGUUUUUGGGAUGUGGGAGGAAACUGGAGUACCCGGAGAAAACCCACGCAGGCACAGGGAGGACAUGCAAACUCCACACAGGAGUGGCCGGGAUUUGAACCCCAGUCCUCAGAACUGUGAGGCAGACGCUCUAACCAGUCGCCUACCGUGCCGCUGUUAUUGUUUUGUAUCAUGUUAAUUGUACAUAAAAAAUUUUCAUGCUUUGUAUUUUGUUGUAUUAUUAUAACAUUUAAUUUUAGGAACAAGUCGAAAGUCAUGUUUUUUGCCUUGCGUUGUUUUACAAUAAAGGCCAUUUGGAUUCUGA